Molecule: messenger RNA, 1383 nt
Organism: Meyerozyma guilliermondii ATCC 6260
Lineage: Eukaryota; Fungi; Ascomycota; Pichiomycetes; Serinales; Debaryomycetaceae
Exons: 1
Coding region: 1-1383 (460 amino acids)
Biological process (GO): actin filament organization; endocytosis; actin cortical patch localization
Cellular component (GO): actin cortical patch
Molecular function (GO): phosphatidylinositol binding; ubiquitin binding
Source: RefSeq, a predicted model, not a curated record
AUGCCCCUUUUUGAGGCACACAAUUAUACGGCCAUAACGGUCAAAAUCAACCAGCUCUCAGAGGCAAACCGCAAUGACGAGAUCGAUAAUCUGAUAGAACUUUAUAUGUCUGACCUCAUUGACCUCAUAAAGUUGCAGGGCAAUGUUGGAGCCUCCGAAGCAGCUAGAGCCAUUCGAAAGAAUAUCAAGUAUGGAAAGGACCAGGACACUCAAUUGCGUUCUUUGUACAUCUUGGAGUUGUUAGUUUUGAAUUCGGGCCAUAAAAUAGGUGCCAUCAUUGCUCGUGACGACAAGUUGUUGGAUGUACUCAAGGGGAUAUUAAACCACCUGGGCACCACAGGUUCAGGUUCCCAUUAUUCCAAGGAUAUCACAGACAAAGUGACAGCACUAGCGCUUGGGUGGAGGACAGAAGUGGCAGAAUUGGACGGUUACAAAUAUUUGGCAUCGCUCUACAAGUUCAUCCCCAAGUACCUGAAACUGCGUAGCCAUCGUACUCACCGUCGUACGGGAAGCAGCAAUAUAUUUGAAACUGCUGAGGACAAUGCUGUGCUGUCUCCACGUUCUUCAGGUCGUCAGCGGUCAGUGAGUCCUCCCUCUAGACCUUCAACUCCUCCGCCAAGAUUUAAAUCACCCCCUCCGCCACGUCCCAAGACAUCAUCGCCCUAUACUGAGGUUGAAGGCUCAUCGAAAAAGAAGAAGAAGGAGAAGAAGAAAAGAACAAGAAGAACCAGAAAUGGGGUGCGAUACGCCGAUGCAGAGUACCAGAUCCCUCAGAUUAACUACAAAGCCGAAGCUCCUAAAAUUCGCCAGGUGAUUGCUGACUGUCACACUCAUACCACGGCGCUCGGCAAUAUUUUGCUCACUUUGACAGUGUCGCCUCUUGAUGAUGAGAGGGCAAAAUCCGAAUUUGACAAGUGCCGUAAAAUUCGUCAUAAGGUGCUUCGGUACCUUCAAUACGUUGGAGCUGGAAGCGAAGAGACGAAAACGAAGGAGGUUCGUGCGAUGGAUGAGGAGUUCUUGGGAAGUUUGAUUAUGGCCAAUGAACAAUUGGUCGAUGUGUUUAAAAAGUACGAUACUGCUUGUGGUUACACUGAAGAAAACCCUGCACCUCAGGUUCAAGACGAUGACUCUGAUUCCUUGGAAUCCUACUACACUGAAAGCUCAGAAGAGGAAGAUGAUGAUUUGGGUGAAACUUCUUCGACUCAAUUUGCUCAAUUGAGUUUGUCACUGGAACCAUCUGCUUCUCCCCUACAAAGCACUCCAAAAGCUCCACCUCCCAGACCAGCCAAGCCAUCCAAGCUCAAAUCUUUGGACCGUGUCAGCACAAAUGAUACCGUUGCUACGACCUCGAGCGAUCCGUUUGGUGACAAACACGGCAUGUAA